Camellia sinensis is the source of this 3213-nucleotide messenger RNA. RefSeq lists its product as uncharacterized. The record is from RefSeq and is a predicted model, not a curated record. Lineage: Eukaryota; Viridiplantae; Streptophyta; Magnoliopsida; Ericales; Theaceae.
UAUUUCCCUUUCGAUUUCCACCCGAACCAGCCUAACGACAACCAUAUAUAUAUAGAUAUAUACGUAUGUAUUGAUUUUGUACUUUCUUCAUUCCCUCUGUCCUCUCUCCCUCUCUCACUCUCUCUAAAAACCCUAAUCCUCCCUCUCCCUCUCUCUCUGAUGAACUAAUCGAAUCUUCAAGGCCCCUAGCUGGUUUUGGUCAUCAAGAUCAAGUGUUGCAGUUUGUCUGGAUUAGAAAUAGUGGGUUGUUUUCCUUCCCAUUUUUUUCUCUUUUCCCCUAGAUGUCAUUAUGAUGGUCCGUGAUCAUGAUGUUGCUGUGAAGAAUUCAAGUUUCUGCCUUGGCUAUUUUUGCUGAUUAGCAGAAGUUCAGAUUAAAUUUCUUAUAGCAAAUGGAUCGGCGGGAUACUUCAGGUUUUGUGAGCGGGGGUGGGAUGUACUCUUUCUGAGACAUCUAAUAUUACUAACCCUAGUUUUGUAGUAAGUUUGUUUAGCCCGGAAGUCAGGCAGACUGUUCUUUUGCAAGUGAGAUUUGGUUCAAGCAAGAGUGUCGCAUCUUCGCUGUCGGUUCAUGGAUGCCAGUUUUCAGAAUUUGCGAUUUGCUGCUAACCUUUCCUUAAAUGCAUUCAAGAAUCUGGGUAAGUCCAUCCAAGUAGGAGUUGGAGAUGAUUAUUGCAUGGAUACCGUCUUACGACUUGAUUCUCCUGGUUCUUCCAUCCCUUUAAAGUCUGCACCAAAGGGAAUUAAACGGAAGUGGAGUUUGAUUGAUGGAUCCAAGGGCCAGCAAGUAGAGUCUUCAUUGCAUCUAAAGUUGGGUCAUUCCUCAAGUUCCUCGGACAGUAAGGGGAGUUCAGCAACCGCAUGCACUACAGUGUCUUCGGCCAAAGAAACUGACGAGGAGUCCUCUAUGGAUCUUGACUUGGACUUUUCUCUUCAUCUUGGGAAUGAGAAGAUUUCCAUCCCAAAGAAGCAUGCAAGCUCUAAUCUGAAGGCACCUGAUAUGCAGCCCGAGGUUGACUUGCAACUGAGUCUCUCCACUGGGCCUACUGAAUCUGAUAUCACUAGUGUCCAUUUAAGCUCCACUCCAUCUCAAAGUGUGGCAGAGAUGCCAGUGGUCACUGGUGCGGUCUUGCAUAUGGAUGAAGGAUUAUCAUCAUUACGUUGGAAAACUGGAAAUUCUUUCCAUCCAUUGCCUACUCCAAAGAAAGCAGGGACUAGUCUCUUCCUCAAUCAGGGUGUAAGAGAAAUCCAUCCAGCACCGAUCGUUCCAGACCUGUCAUCAAGCAGAGUAACAACAGAAGGUUCAGUCACCUGUACUUCCGGGAUCAUACAGCAACAACCGCAACAAUCACGUAGUACUAAUACUAAGAUAUGUCAGUUCAAGGGAUGUGGAAAGGGGGCAAGAGGUGCUUCUGGCCUUUGCAUUGCCCAUGGUGGUGGCCGUAGAUGUCAGAAACCUGGCUGCCAUAAAGGAGCUGAGGGGCGAACAGUUUACUGCAAGGCCCAUGGGGGUGGUCGACGAUGUGAAUUCCUAGGAUGUACUAAAAGUGCUGAAGGACGCACAGAUUUCUGUAUUGCGCAUGGUGGUGGGCGGCGAUGCAGUCAUGAAGGAUGCACUCGUGCUGCUCGAGGUAAAUCUGGAUUGUGCAUUCGGCAUGGUGGUGGCAAAAGAUGCCAGAAAGAAAACUGCACAAAGAGCGCAGAAGGUCUCUCCGGUCUGUGCAUAUCACAUGGAGGUGGCCGUAGAUGCCAGUAUCUGGCAUGCAACAAAGGUGCUCAAGGUAGCACGAUGUUUUGCAAGGCACAUGGAGGUGGCAAAAGGUGCACGUUUGAAGGGUGCACCAAGGGUGCAGAAGGGAGCACACCUUUUUGCAAGGGCCACGGUGGAGGGAAAAGGUGUUCAUUCCAGGGUGGUGGGGUUUGCCCGAAGAGCGUGCAUGGGGGGACAUUAUUCUGUGUGGCGCACGGGGGUGGAAAGAGGUGUGCCGUGCCAGAGUGCACAAAGAGUGCACGGGGUCGGACUGAUUUUUGUGUCCGUCACGGUGGGGGCAAGAGAUGCAAAUUUGAAGGGUGUGGGAAGAGUGCACAGGGCAGCACUGAUUUUUGCAAGGCACAUGGAGGAGGUAAGAGAUGUAUCUGGGGACAGCCCGGGUCAGAGUUGGGCCUUGGUGAUGGACCAUGUAACUCAUUUUCUAGGGGGAAGACUGGGCUAUGUACGUCACAUGGCGCUCUGGUUCAGGACAAACGGGUACAUGGGGGUGCCACCCUGGUAGCUAUGGUCCAUGAUCCUAAACCUAGCAGACCCGAGAAGAUGAAAGAGGUUGUUGUCAAUGCUGAGGGUAUGCAUGUAAAUAUUAUAAAGAUGGAUAGUGGUGGUGCGACUUUUCCUGGCCCUGCCCAUUUUAAUUGGAAACAAUUUGGACAUGAGCAAACUCGUCGUCCAGUUGUUGGAAGUCUAUCAGCAACUCCAGUUUUGGUUCCGGAAGGUAGAGUGCAUGGUGGAAGUCUUAUGGCAAUGUUGACAGGAAGUUCUGGACUUGGUUUCAAUGGCAGUAAAAGUGUCGGCAGUGGUCCAUCGCAGCCAGAGAAAUCCAACAUGAUGCCCCAUAACUGGAUGUAAGCCAAUUUCACUACCUUGGUAUCAAUUUGGUCUUCGUAGUCAUGUCCAGUGCCCUUCACUCCUAAGGUUUGUUAAGUGGGGUUUGAUGAUGAGUACUCCUCAUGCUAUGAUGAUUUAAAUGGGUGAGAACUUCUGAAGCGUCGUUUUCUCUGACCACCCUUUGUGUAACAACAGGGAAACUCAACUAGGGAUUGUACACCUUUUAGCCUUUCUGAGUGUGAGUCGGUUGGUCAGUCUGUAAAUAGUGAUGUUUAAAGUCAGUGUGGUUCUUGUGAAUACACUAUACAAAUGUGUAGGGGUCAGUCAAUUGUUCUCAGUAUAAUAAAGCUCCACAGUUUGGUCAGGAGCACAUUCCCUGUUGCAAUGCUUCUUGGUGAUAUAUAUAUUUUUUAAUUUUUUGUUUCAUUGCGAACUAUUUUAUUAGUGAAACUCAACUUUGGGCAAUAAACGUUGGUUUUGUAACAUUAAGAAUGAUUCAGAUUGUUGAGAGUAAUUUAGGGGAGAGAACCUAGCUUAGCAGUGAAGCCUGAACCCUUUAGUAGGUUUCUGAAAAUGUGAACCACAAUGGAAAUGAGAAUGCCAUACUUUUAUGUUCA